Brassica oleracea var. oleracea is the source of this 1222-nucleotide messenger RNA. RefSeq names its product sulfated surface glycoprotein 185-like. The record is from RefSeq and is a predicted model, not a curated record. Bases 134 to 862 code for a protein of 242 amino acids. The transcript is spliced from 2 exons. NCBI's taxonomy places the organism in Eukaryota, Viridiplantae, Streptophyta, Magnoliopsida, Brassicales, Brassicaceae.
GGCACACCACCCAAGACGCCGUCGUCUCCCCCCGAUCUCCAUGGAUUCACACUGCAAGUUCUUCUCCGCCGUCGCCUCCGUCCGAAACUCCCAUUAAGAAGCUGUGCUUCUCCUCGUUGGGACUCCACCUAGGAUGACCCGAAGCGUUUCUCGGAGAGGUGAAGAACUAUUGAAAGCUCAAAGAUCGAGCCUUUCACUUGCCUCUGCCUCUCCCACGCCUAGGUCGUUGCCUCCGGUGAGAACUCGUCGAUCCAAUGUCUCAGAGUCUGCUUGCGUUUCAGUGACAAAGAGCCCUCCUGUACUACCCUCGAAGCCAGAACCUCCAGAUCUGUUUCCGGUGGAACAGAUAAAACCUCUGUUUGAAACCUUCCCUCCGCCAGAUCCGCUUCCACCAGAUCCGCCGUUUAAAACUCCCUCUCCGCCAGAACCGCCAGACCCUCCUCUUGAAGUUCCUUCUCCUAUGUGCCCUCCAGAAUCUCCAGAUCCUCCAGACGUUUUAGCUCUCAACGCUCCUCUGCGUUUUUGCGACACCUCCUCCAGACCAUCUCUUCAAGCUUUAUUCCAGAUUUCAACUGUAAAGCUUCCAUGUAGGAUAGCGACAGAAAGUGGAGGUGGUGGUGGUGCUCAUGUGUUUGCAAGUGACACUUUAUUGGCCUACGGGCUGCUCUCUCCUGUGGUAUACAGGUCUAUAUUCGGAUGUGUUGACUGGUCUUUAUUCAGUUCUUGUUUCGACCUUCCUAUCACUCCUCCUUGUAAGUGUGCAGUUCUCUUACGGGUUCUAUUCCGGGUGUUGGUGUUAUGUUCGUGUAUCUUUCUUCUUGGUGGCAGGGAGAAGAGAAACUCAUCUUCAUCUUUAACCUGAUGAAUAUGGAUGUGGCGGGUUAUGAUUUCUCGCUUGUCCCUCGUUUGAAUCAGUCUUAUUUCCUAAUACUUCCUCCUAUAUGGAGUGAAUUGGAGGAACAAGCUUCAUUGGUAUUGCAAGGAUCUUCCUCCCAUCGAAUGCUCUUCUCUGCAUAUGGUGCAGUGGGGGUGGUCUUACGGGUUACACUAGAUGCAAUCUUUGAAGUAGCUUAUGACGUUGUUGUGAUACGAUCUCAUAUGUUUUCUUUUUGUGAUUUGUGUCGCCAUUCUAUUUUUUAUGUUUUUGUUGGUGUUGUUUGUUUGGCUGUCAAUAGCCUCUUUGUAUCCUCCUUUAUUGGAGUGUAAACAUUUUUAAUAUCAA